CGCAAACAAACCUCACAGAUUCAACUUCUCGGCACAAUAGACAUCCCACCACGUUGUACACGUCUUGGAAGCUGCAGAAGUUAGAGCACCUGCAUGACUUUCAGCCUUGUUAACCUUGACUCGGUCCGAUAACUCAACCUAAAGCCGGAUCAUCUACGAGAUUGAUGAUGGAGGACUUCCAGUCCGAGACCGAUAGCGACUACACAAGCUAUUGGAGAGAUUGGUUUAUCUCAUCCCGCGGAAACGAGUACUUUUGCGAGAUCGAUGAAGAAUACAUCACUGAUCGUUUCAAUUUGACCGGAUUAAACACCGAAGUACAUUACUACCAACAUGCCUUGGACCUGAUCACCGAUGUAUUCGAUCUCGAUUGCGAGGAUGACAUGCGUGAACAGAUCGAAAAGGCUGCACGCCACUUGUAUGGCCUCGUCCACGCUCGUUAUAUCGUCACGACUCGUGGACUCGCAAAAAUGGUGGACAAAUUCAAAAAGGCUGAUUUCGGUCGAUGUCCUCGAGUUUUGUGUGAGAGCCAGGCGCUCCUUCCCUUUGGUCCGAACGACGUCCCACACCAAAAGUCGGUCAAGCUGUUCUGCGCAAAGUGUGAAGACAUCUAUAACCCCAAAUCCUCCCGCCACGCUGCAAUUGACGGCGCCUACUUUGGUUCUUCUUUCCACAAUAUUCUCUUCCAAGUAUAUCCUGCCCUGGUUCCAGCUAAGUCGCGAAGGCGGUAUGAACCCAAAGUUUUUGGAUUUCGUGUUCAUGCAGCAGCGUCCGUGGCUAGGUGGCAAGACGCAGAAAGGAGAGAGAUGCGUGCAAGACUGAAGCAUGCCGGCGUGGUAUCCUCGGAGACCCAACUGUUCAUUGAGGAUGCGGAGAGCAGUGAUGGAGACGGUGACGACAACGAGGACCUCGAAGACAACGGAGACCAGAGAAUGAUCGAUGACAGCCAAGUACCCAUCGCCUCUACUGGUCGAGCCACCGCGUAGAAUGUCACACUCCACAUACUCUAGCGCCAAAAGCUUGAAGCUUGGGGGUUCGAGAGGACGACUUUUGUUGGGCAACUUCGGCGCGCUGGCACAGCCUCCAAGGACGCGUUGCCUUUCGACUUCUUAUUACCAGGCUUCCUCCCUGAUGUGUCGUUUGUUGAAGCUAUUCUACCGGUUGAGAUGUGCGCCCAGCCUGCACUCGAGCAUCGCCGCGAGAUCGAGAAUCCCCCUUGUUCCUCACGCGCCUAUCCGAUCAGGACUCAACAGACACGUGCUCCUCUUUCUUGGUUCCGAGAUCCUUGGGCCAAAGGUUACGAGAGACCAAGCCACUGCCGAGACAUACAGAACCACAUGCGCCUCGAUGCAAGGGACGCGAUCCAAUAUUUCUAGACUUGGUAUUGCUGGGUCAGCGUAAUUAGCCGAUACUAUUAAGUGACACUUCAACCAGCAUGGGGCGGAGAAGGUGUAUGGUUGGACGCUCGCCAUGAUCAAAACACGCGCCUGUAUGAGAGAGCAUCUCUCCAGCAUUGUUUGUUCGGCCUCCAGACUCCUUGAGGACAAUAGCGCCAGAUCAAAAUCUCACUAAAUUCGAGUGAGAAGCGAGAGGCUGCCACACGAGAAUGUUAUAGCUCAGCAGCAAGUAGACGUGGCAGAUCCCGCGUCUAUUCUUCAUUCCUUUUAUUCAUCAAAUGUUGUCAUACCAUUCAUGCGUCAAGAUUAGCUAGAUCGAUGCUGAUGAGCUGUCUCAACAAUGCAAAACGC
This is a messenger RNA of Exophiala mesophila, 1745 nucleotides long. RefSeq lists its product as uncharacterized. Bases 165 to 983 code for a protein of 272 amino acids. Gene Ontology annotation, molecular function: protein kinase regulator activity. The record is from RefSeq and is a predicted model, not a curated record. The transcript is spliced from 2 exons. NCBI's taxonomy places the organism in Eukaryota, Fungi, Ascomycota, Eurotiomycetes, Chaetothyriales, Herpotrichiellaceae. Gene Ontology annotation, cellular component: protein kinase CK2 complex; cytoplasm.